UCCUAGAUUGACAUAUUUACAAUUGUGAAUAUAACGCCAUACUGGCCCGAGUCCCACUCAAUUGCUUUGAACUGAGUUUAUCCCAUUUGUGUCUCUUUAGCAUGUCCACACUGUAGUGUCUAGACUCCGUAAGGUGCGUCUCACAAACACUAAAAAGAUGAGUCGCCUUCUGAACGUCUUGAGGAGCUGGUUGGUGAUGGUGUCCGUCAUCGCGAUGGGAAACACUGUGCAGAGUUUCAGAGAUCACAGCUUUCUGUCAGAGAAGCUCUACACAGGCACACCUGAGUUUGUAAAUGGUCUCCAAGCUCGAACGUUUGGUAUUUGGACGCUGCUGUCAUCGAUCAUACGCUGCGCCUGUGCCAUCGAUAUCCAGAACAGAACGCUGUAUCACAUCACUUUAUGGACGUUUGUGCUGGCGUUGGGCCACUUCCUGUCUGAAGCAUUCAUCUACAAAACUGCCCCUCUGACGAUAGGGGUCAUGGCGCCUCUCAUUGUGGCAAGCUUCUCCAUCAUAGGAAUGCUGAUUGGAUACCAGUGUUUACCAGAGUCAGAAGAGGAAGUCGGGACAAGACAGAAGAAGCGUAACUGAAUGAAGCUCUGGCCAAUUGAACAUACCUCUACAACGACCACCAGAGACUGACGCUCUGGUCCCAUCGUCCCACUGCUUUCUGCCUUGAAGAACAUCAGAUGUGGAUUUAAAAAGACUCUCAAGACCCAUAACGAUCUGAAGAUUUGAUACCUCUCUAUCUGAGCUGUAUCCAACGUUUUUUAAAUUGAGUUUGUACUGCUGCGGUCAAAUGAAGUUUGACUAAAUCUCACGGCACACUACAGUAAAUAACAUUUGCCUAUAUUGUUUAUAAAGUUCUGAAUUGUAAGUGUUAAAUGAAACUCAUCCUUGUCUGUGCAUCCAGUGUCUGUGCUCAUGAAUAUACCAUUUUUGUUUUUAAACUUUGAAACUUGUGGUUAAGACUUUGGUGUUGCUGAGUGUUGUAUUUAAACAGAAACAAACUUCCUCUACUUUAUUUUUAUUCAUGAUUUUUUUAAGAACUCAGACAUCUUUACAGUAUAAAACUACGCUCUUCAUUACAAAGACACACAAACACAUCAGUCAGCUGUUAUUCUUCAUGUUUGAUCUGUGCUGGGGAAAGUGUGUACACCCUUUGAAAUGAUGCACAAUUGUCCUAUAAAAAAUUUAAACUGAUGA
Messenger RNA from Notolabrus celidotus (New Zealand spotty), 1204 nucleotides. It is a transcript of the gene erg28, whose product is annotated as ergosterol biosynthesis 28 homolog. Gene Ontology annotation, molecular function: protein-macromolecule adaptor activity. The transcript is spliced from 5 exons. Lineage: Eukaryota; Metazoa; Chordata; Actinopteri; Labriformes; Labridae. Gene Ontology annotation, cellular component: endoplasmic reticulum; membrane. The record is from RefSeq and is a predicted model, not a curated record. Bases 158 to 589 code for a protein of 143 amino acids.